AUGAGCUUGUCAGGUGUUGCUUUGGUUACGGGCGCGGGUGGUGCUAUCGGGAGGGCUGUAGUACUUGGAUAUGCUCGACACGGGGUGACGAGGAUCGCUGGACUGGACCUUGACAGUAAUUGUCUCCAAGAAACUGCAUCGACACUCGCAUCUUCCUAUCCGGGAGUGCAAUUUCUUCCAAUCGUGGCAGACCUGGCGUCCGAGGAACAAGUGGCCGAGGCCAUUGCGCGAGUGGUCGCCGAAUACGGUGCCAUACACUACGCCGCCAACAACGCCGGGAUUGGGCGGCCGUACGGACUCACCCACGAGACCGACACGGCCGACUUUGAUCGAGUUAUGAGUGUGAACGUCAAAGGGGUUUUCCUGUGCGAGAAGUACGAACUACAACAGAUGGUGAAGCAGGACGCGCGACGAGUGAAUCCUUUGGUCCCGUCUGCCUUGGAACGCGGCUCAAUCGUCAACACGGCGUCGACAUUGGGCCUCCGGGCAAUGCCCUCGCUGAGUGCAUACAACACGUCCAAGCACGCCGUCUUGGGCUUGACGAGGACAGACGCCGUCGACUACGCGCAACGAGGAAUUCGUGUCAACGCGGUAUGCCCGGGGUUCGUCGACACCCCUCUACUGCUCGAAUCGACCAAGCGAGCACUGGCGUGCACGAUCGCAAGGAUCCCACAAGCACGCUUGGCCAGUCCGGACGAGGUGGCCGACACUAUAUGUUUCCUGAGUGGUGGCACCGCUUCUCACAUCAACGGAGUUGCUUUACCAGUUGAUGGAGGCUUUACAGUCACGUAG
Fonsecaea pedrosoi CBS 271.37 is the source of this 792-nucleotide messenger RNA. RefSeq lists its product as uncharacterized. The record is from RefSeq and is a predicted model, not a curated record. The transcript is spliced from 2 exons. Bases 1 to 792 code for a protein of 263 amino acids. Lineage: Eukaryota; Fungi; Ascomycota; Eurotiomycetes; Chaetothyriales; Herpotrichiellaceae.